CAUCAAGGUCUAAAUCUGCUGUUGAUUUCCUUACCUACAAAGACAUGUUUCAGCAGAUACAGAGUGGAGACAAAGGACCAGCCAUUUAUGAGAUGUUUGCCGGUCCAGUCUAUGAGAACCUUAGAGUUUCCAGUUCCUGUGAGAAAGUAAAGGACAGACCAGUGCAGUCUGCACCGACUCGAAAGAAGAAUAAAGUCAAACAAAGACCUUUCAAACAAGCACAGACUAAGUCGAGAAGAAGUCCGGUAGAAAGUACCAUGGUUUCAGCCAAAAGCAAAACCAAAGUCGCGACACCAAGGGUGAAACCUCAUUCAACACCUGUAUCAAGGAAGGGCGCAAACAAAAUGGACGUAUUGAAUGGGUACUCAGAGGCUGGGCUACUUUCCCAUAAGGAAGUUGACAGUUGUCAUGAUACUUCUCAAGAAAAGGUUAAGUUGUCUACCAUAGAGGAGGAUCUUUCACGAUACGGGUCUGAUACAUUGAAAUUCAUUGAGAAGAAAACACCAGCAUCUUCAUCUCAUGCUCGAGAACAAAGGUUUAUGCAAGAGAAAAAUGGGAUAUCUUCGAAAGGAAACUCAAACCAAUCCGUCUCUGAGUCAUCUCUCAGCCUCCAACAACCCAAGAUCAACACUUGGACAUCCUCAAGCAGCGAUAGCAAAACCAUCAUGUCUCCAGUUUACCAGAAGUUUCUGGAUGAGGUUGGGGAUGGGCCACUUACAGAUGACCUACUGCAAUGUCUCGCAGAGGAGCUUAUUUCAUUGGAUGAGAGGGAUGUAUCCAUAGAUUCAUGUCCUGAAAGCUUGGAACCAAGGAAAGAGGAGUCCAACAAAGAUGGGGAUCCUGUAUCGUGUACAUUUUCUAAGUUUGAUAUGGUUCUGCCUGGCUCUGGGUUGGUUUUAGAUGACACCAUUACAUGGACAAAGGGUGAAGUUCUUGGGAGAGGAGCCUAUGGUACAGUGUACUGUGGUCUGACCAGCCAGGGCAGGCUGAUCGCUGUGAAGCAGGUGAGCCUGGACGCCUCUGACCCUGAUGCUGCAAAGAGAGAGUACAGUCGUCUUCAAGGGGAAGUGGAUCUGCUUAAAACCCUUCAACACAGCAACAUUGUGGGCUUCCUUGGGACCUCACUCUAUCAGCAUGUAGUUUCCAUCUUCAUGGAAUACAUCCCUGGGGGAUCCAUCGCUAGCAUCCUUCACAGGUUUGGUCCCCUGCCAGAGCGUGUCCUGGCUCUAUACACCCAUCAGAUCUUGGAAGGUGUGACCUACCUCCAUCUAAACAGGGUGAUUCAUCGUGACUUGAAGGGAAACAACGUAAUGCUGAUGCCAACUGGUGUCAUCAAGCUCAUAGACUUUGGCUGUGCACGUCGUCUCAGCUGUGUGAACCACACUGCCAGCAACAGUGGAGAUCUGCUCAAGUCCGUCCACGGGACACCUUACUGGAUGGCCCCAGAGGUUAUCAAUGAGACAGGAUAUGGCAGGAAGUCGGAUAUAUGGAGUGUCGGUUGUACUGUGUUCGAGAUGGCCACAGGGAAACCACCACUUGCUCACAUGGAUAAAAUGGCGGCCUUGUUCUACAUAGGGGCUCGAAGAGGGUUGAUGCCAUCCUUACCAGAUGGGUUUUCAGACAAUGCAAAGGAUUUUGUCAAAACCAGUUUGACAAGUGACCCAAAACUACGGCCAUCUGCAGAGCAGCUGCUUAAGCAUCCGUUCAUACCGCAAAAUGGGACUGGAGUGAAAUCUUGGCAAACACAGAAAAGGAACUGCUGUGGUCACCCAGAGGGACUCUGUGGAAAAUAAGUUUAAGGGGAUAUUUUAUGAUUUCACUGAGAUUGGGUUCUGAAAACAUUACCUGUCCCUGGCACCAGCGCUGUGUACGGCAAAAUCUGGUCUCAAGUUAUCUAAAAAAAUUGUCUGAAGAAACUGAGGGAUUUUUUUUAAGAUGAGGUUGAAAGGGAACUACAUGAGAAGCACUUUUAUAUAUUUGACUUAUUACACUAAUAGAACCUAUAAGAUGUGAAAAGAUAACAUGCCAGACUUUUACUGACUUCUUUUAGAUCAGUGGUUCUCAACUGGUGGGUCGGGCCUCAAAAGUUGAUCCCAGAGUCGAUUUCAGUAGGUCACUAAUGUGUGCCAUGAACAAGUGUCGAAAAGCCUAUGAAUUGCUUUUU
Messenger RNA from Labrus mixtus (cuckoo wrasse), 2164 nucleotides. Its product is annotated as mitogen-activated protein kinase kinase kinase 19-like. The record is from RefSeq and is a predicted model, not a curated record. Gene Ontology annotation, molecular function: protein kinase activity; ATP binding. Gene Ontology annotation, biological process: protein phosphorylation. The transcript has 6 exons. Lineage: Eukaryota; Metazoa; Chordata; Actinopteri; Labriformes; Labridae. The coding region runs from base 45 to 1793 and encodes 582 amino acids.